Hippopotamus amphibius kiboko is the source of this 5000-nucleotide messenger RNA. RefSeq names its product N-acetyltransferase domain containing 1 (gene NATD1). NCBI's taxonomy places the organism in Eukaryota, Metazoa, Chordata, Mammalia, Artiodactyla, Hippopotamidae. The record is from RefSeq and is a predicted model, not a curated record. The transcript is spliced from 3 exons. Bases 35 to 376 code for a protein of 113 amino acids.
CCCGCCGCGCGCCCCCGGCCCGGGCCCGGCGCCCAUGGCGCACUCGCCGGCCGCCGUGCCGCCGGGCGCGCCGGAGCAGGGCGGCCCCAUCCGCGUGGAGCACGACCGGCGGCGCCGCCAGUUCAGCGUCCGGCUCAACGGAUGUCACGACCGGGCGGUCCUGCUCUACGAGUACGUGGGCAAGCGGAUUGUGGACCUACAGCACACGGAGGUCCCCGACGCCUACCGUGGGCGGGGCAUCGCCAAGCACCUCGCUAAGGCUGCUCUGGACUUCGUGGUGGAGGAGGACCUGAGGGCCCACGUCACCUGCUGGUACAUCCAGAAGUUCGUCAAGGAGCACCCGCUGCCACAGUACCUGGAGCGCCUGCAGCCGUAGCCCUGGCCCCUCGGGGCGGAGCCCGCCCACUGCACCCUCCCUCCGGGCCUCACCCGGGCCUCCACGUGCUCUCAGGAACCCUGGUCCCCAUGGGGGACAGACUCAGAGUUAUUUUUGUAAGGACGCUCACCUGUGGCCCUGGGAGGCAGCUGGCUGAGGAUGGGCCGUGGUCCAGCUGCUGUGGCUCUGCAGACACCACGAGGGCCCGCGGUCAGAACCAGAAUGUGGACGGGUGUCCCUCUGGCCACUCGGGGUCCCGCCUGCUGCUCCCCGCUCUGUGAAGGACGGGGGGCUGAUGGGAGACCCCACCGACACACCCCGGCAAAGUCCUCUCCACAGAUGAGGAGCAAUAAGGAGCCCUGUGUGCCAGCUUCCAGGGACGUCGGGUCAGGUGUGGGUGCCGCCAUGCUGCCCCUGCUCUGACUGUGUGCCUGGUGCAGGAGUGGAGGCCACGGCCAGGGAGCCCUCCCUGGGGCCACCCAGGCUCAGCUGCACGCACACGCGCACAGGUCGAGAGGCUGAUGGGGUGGCUGGCGUCUCUCCCUACUUCUUGCAAAACGCCCCCCCCCCCCCCCCCGUCAGUUCUGCAGGAGGCAGCCCUCCCCUCCACAGCAGCCCUCCCCUUUCCAGCCCAAGCAUCUCAGGGAUCCCCGCCCCUCGCUGUGGGUGAGCUUUCUCAGAGAGGAUCCUUCAGAGCUGGGGUGGGAGGGAGAAAACUCCACAAACCAUCCUCACCACCCAAGAGGAAGAAACAGUUUGGAGGGAUUUCCUGUGCAGUCACCAGACGCCAGAGCGUCUUUCCCUUCCUGCGUCAGGAGGCCGGGGGCCCCUCCCAGACCAGCCUUCCUGGGAACAGCCUGGAGGUACCCCAGCACCCUUUGUUCUGUGGGGCCAGCCUUUCUGAGGCUUUGGGGGCUGGUUAGGGCUCAGGGUACCAACGUCCUGUGCUCUGCUCCCCACAAGGGCUGAAUCCACGCCUGCUCCUCUGUGGUGCUGCAGGGGAGCCCAGGAGUCCGGUCGCUCCAGGGCUGAGACGUGAGCUAACAGUGAAUUGCUGGGGUGACGUGGCACUUCCAGGCUUCUGGCUGGGUUGGGCUGGUGUCCCCAGUGAUGCCUUCCUUGCCUGACUUUGGCAGGCGCUAGCCUGUGUCCCCUUCCCACUCACCUGUCUGCUCCCAAUUUUGCACCAACCCCACCCCCACCCCCGCACUGCAGCGGCCCGGGGCCCCCAGACACUUGUGCACAAACACCUCCUCACCCGUCUGCAUGUGCCCAAAGGCCUGGAAGCCCCAGAGUCACCGCUCUCAGCAUCCCCCACCUCUCUCAGGUCCCAGCCCCCAGCCCCUCUUGGCCUCCAGGAAUUCCUGAGAGGGCCGAGGGCACCCCUCCCCUUCCCCUUCCCAUCGUGCUCCCAGCUCUGUUUGCAAAGGGCUUUUAGGGGAGUCAGGGAGGCCCCUGGGCCUCUCCUGUCCUGGCAGGGGGUGGGCUCGGCUGCUGGGGCACGAGGCUGGGGACGUCCCCUUCCCACUGCAGCGUAAGAAAAGAGUGGGUUGUAGGCCUGAGAGUGGACUGAUGGGCAGCCCAGGCUCUGGGCCACCGCCCACUCCAGCACUACCCCCUCCCCGUUCACACGUCCCUCCCCAAGUUCAAGCAGAGGGUCCGUUAUGAAAACUGCUCUCCAGGAAGCAGCUCAGCGAGCUGGUGCUGAUCCCUCAGCAGCCUUUGGGGCGAAGUGGCCAGGUUCCAGGAGGUGCUGUCUAUGGGAGGGUGUCCUGCGGCAGUGGUCCAGGGGACUCCAGGGCAAGCGGCGUGUGGAGAAGCAGAGGGCACCAGGGCACCCGGCCAUGUGCCAGCCCACACCUGUGUUCUCACAGCAGGUGACUCUGGGUGCCCGGCUGCCACACACACACAAAGCACUACUUGAACCAGGGGAUGUGUGGGAUUCUCCGGGGCCCCUGCAGCCCUGGACCCAGGGACGGCGUGUCCCCAGUUUCUUCAGGUGCGUCCCAGGCCUCCGUGCCCCAGCUGCCUUAAAGUGCCGCUGCUCCCACUACAGCCCUCAGCAGCAGCAGUGGCCAGCUCUGCCAGGUGCGUUGCAGACCUCUGCCCUGGAGUCAUCGUCCCUCGGCAAGUACACCUGACCCCGGUCCCACUGCAGCUGGCCGGCCCCUGGUGCUACCCCAACUGUCUGGCAUCCCAGCCCCAGCCCUUCCCAGGACGCUUGGGGAACCCUUGCUCAGGAGGCAGGUCACGUGGGCCAGUCUGUGUGCCACCGGCAGGGCAGGGGCUUGCUCAGAGACCCACCCGGGGCCCCGUGCUCUCCUGCCACAGCUGACUUUGUGGGUCUCCCUUUCUUGCCCAGUUGAGUCAGGUGGUCACUCAUGUGCCUUUCCCACUCAGGACCUGCUGCAGGUGGUGUCUGGGCCAGGACUGGUCUCCAGACGGAUUGCAUGACAUACAUUUCAAUAAAAGGUGUGACCCAGUGUGGCUCCAGGACUGCUUCUGGAAGGGCAGGGGCAAUUCCUCUGCCCCACCCCACCCCCCGGACAUUUGGGCUCCAUGGGUCGGGAAGCCCUCGGGUAUGAGGGAGGGGUGAGAGGGCAGACCUGGUAGGUGCUCUGCAUUCCCACAUCCUAACUGGCGGCAAGGGAAAUGAAGCUCUGAGAGGUGCAGGUGGUGUCAGGAUCUGGGGGCUUUGCCCGCCUGGACUGUGCCUCCUCCCAGGAACAGGCCCCUCUGAGGCCACAGCUGUGCCCCUGGCACUGGGCUCCCCUCGCUGGGAGCAGCUGGACAGGAUGACCAGGAAGAGGCCAUCACAUCACAGCAGCUGCUGCUCUUAGACGUGUCCCUCUCUGCCCAGGAAGCCUUGUCUUGGGGCUUCUGGUCCAGUGGGGGAACGGGCACACACAUAGGCCGCGCCAGCGUCACUCAGGACACACGAUGGAGAGCCUCCCACAUGGAGUCUGGAGCCCGAGGGACUCCUGGACAGGGCAUGUUCCUCCAGGUCUGCCUGGGGGGGUCCAACAUGCCCCAACAGAGAGGAAGGGGGCGCUGUGGUCGCUGGCCCUCCAUCAUGGCCAGCGAGGUGCCCACAGCAGCUCCGUGAGGCACUGGCCGUUAGGAACCAGAGGCUGGGAGAGGGGAUCACGAGGCUGCAGGAAAGCAAGGGGACCAGGACCCACGUCCAGCUCCUGUCCCUCCAUGGCAGAGACCUCACAGGGCAAUACCCAGGAACACUCCCAGCAACCGCCCUGCAGCAGCCUGGGGUCUAGAAGUAAACCCCGAGUGACCGUCCACCCUGCGCCGGAAUGAAACGCUGGGGCAGGGACAGGACACCCAGUAAAGGUCCCAUCAGCAGCACGGAGGGCAGGAGCUGGCAGCCGGGGCAGGAGUUGUGAGCACUGCGUGCCCCCCGCCCAGCCGGCCCUCCUCCUCCUUUGGCAUCCUUGCGGCCACCUCUCAGGAAGAGCCUGCACACCUGAGCUCUUUCCUGCCCACGUGGGUGUGACCAGGCUUUCCUCUAAGCAGCACCUCAGGGGCCCGUGUCCCCUCCAGCCUACAGAGUCGCUAUCCCCAAAGCCGACCACAUCCAGUUGUAGAGUGGGUGGGACGGAGCCUGGGGGCCCUCGUGUCCCUGGCACUGGUGCAGGGGAGGCUAGGGUCCGGCUCCAGGCAUGCAAACAAGGCACCUAUGUUCUGAGGCCUGAAUGGGAAGGGAGGAAAACGCACCUCCGCUUGGAUCUGGAUUUGGGGAGGGCUCUUUGCUCACAGCAUGGGGCAGGGUCCCCUCAAGGCAGCCUGGCUGGCAAGGUGAUCCUGGGAGGUGCAAAACCUGGAGUCAGAUGGCAGGACAGAACAGCAUGCACAGCAUGUGGUCUUUGGGUAAACGCAAGCAGGUUUUGUUUGUUUGUUUUAACUGAGGUACAGUUGAUGUACAAUACUAGAUAAGUUUCAGGUGUUCAGGAUAGUGAUUCAGCCGGCCUGCCCAACACCUCUGCAAACAAUGCCCUGUAUUAAAUCCCUUCUGUUUGAAAUACCUAGGGUGGAUUUCUUUUCCUAAUUAGACACUGACUAAUAUAGAUAAAACUACAUUCAUUUUACAGUUGAGAAAAGUGACAUUCAGAGAGAGGAAACAACUAACCAAAGGCAAACCCAGUACCUAUCCUCUGUCACCCUGGUCCCAUCACUGGGUCACAAUUCUGUCUCCAGCUCUUCCUUGCACACUCUUCAUCCAGGCCCCAUGCAGAUGCCACCUCUUGAAAAAGACCUCUAGCCACCUGUAAGCUCCAAGUCACCUACUCCAUUGCCCUGCUUAGUUUCUUGUUAGUAUUUAUCAUUCUCUGAAAACACUUAGGUACUUCGUCGUUUAUCCCACUGGACUGGAAACUCCUUGAGAACAGGAAGUGUUUGUUUUACUAAAUGCUGACUCUGGUGCCUAAGAGUACCUGGCACUGAGUGUGCACAUGGCAAUUAUCUGCUGUAAGGACGAAUGAAAAGGGUACCAAGGGAAGUGGCAGAGAUUUCUGAGCACCAGCUAGGACCCACCUUUCCUGCUGGCUGCCUCUUUGCCAGCAACCAAGGCUCUCUUGGGGGCCAUACGAAUUCCAAUGCCCACCAUUCAGGU